ACCGUCGGCAAUCGCGGCAUUUGCGCCACCGUAUUAUUUUCAGGCGCGGCACUUUCUGAUUCUCCGGUUGGCUUAGCGGCAUAUAUUCUCGAGAAGUAUUCCACCGCCACAAACAUUGAUUAUCGAUCCCUUCCGGAUGGCGGCCUCACAAGGAGGUUCACAAUGGACGAACUUCUGACGAUCGUAUCAAUAUAUUGGUUCAAUGGGAAUGUUGCUAAUUCGCUAAGAUAUUACAAGGAGCAUUUCCGGAACCCGUUUAAGCUUUUUUCGCUGAACCGCUACAUAUCUGUUCCAACUGGUUAUGCUGCUUUCCCGAAAGAUCUAAUGCGGCAGCCGAAAGAAGUGAUAGAAAUGAUGUUCAAUUUGACCAGCUAUACAGAAAUGGAGUCUGGAGCACAUUUUGUUGCCCUGGAAGUACCGAAACUUCUCGCCGACGAUCUUAUUAAAUUUGUUAAAACAAUUCCUGAACUAAUCACAUAA
This is a messenger RNA of Gongylonema pulchrum, 480 nucleotides long. NCBI's taxonomy places the organism in Eukaryota, Metazoa, Nematoda, Chromadorea, Rhabditida, Gongylonematidae. The record is from the annotation of a GenBank genome assembly.